Messenger RNA from Topomyia yanbarensis, 5555 nucleotides. Its product is annotated as cGMP-specific 3',5'-cyclic phosphodiesterase. The coding region runs from base 1146 to 4682 and encodes 1178 amino acids. Lineage: Eukaryota; Metazoa; Arthropoda; Insecta; Diptera; Culicidae. Gene Ontology annotation, biological process: signal transduction. The record is from RefSeq and is a predicted model, not a curated record. The transcript is spliced from 15 exons. Gene Ontology annotation, molecular function: 3',5'-cyclic-nucleotide phosphodiesterase activity; protein binding.
UCGUGGAAAUCGGUUCGGUUUACGAAAGCUGAUCGGUGUCCGUUUUUGGGGAAGCCCACUCUCGCUGCGACAGCCGGAAAACCCCCCAUCGCCAUCUUGUGCCAACGGGGGGAGAAGGUUUUUCAAGGGUGGGUGGCUUUAUUGGGUAAAUAGCUUUGUUGGUGCGAUUUCGAGGUGUUUGCGUUUGUGUUAUUGCUGGCGGGGACGUUUUUUCUUGCCGGGCGCCUGUUGGAGAUUACCGAAUAACCUAGAGGAUUGACGAGCGAGUGUCAGCAACCGCGGCUAGUUAGGGAGCCAGCCAUCUGUGGUGCAGCAGUGUAAUCAGUGAAAAUUAGCUGGAAGGAAAAGUGCUGAUGGCUCGCUAAAGGAUGCGUGAAUUGAAGUGGCUCUCACUGUCAAGGGUGCCGCCGUUGCGGAGUGUCACCUUCAGGAAAAUGCGACAUUAAGCAGCGUACAGCAGGAAUUGUGGCGAAAAUAGUGAGGUCGUACGGAGUCCCGCCCCCACUUGAAUAAUAUCUGGCAAAUUCCUAUUCGUAACACCGGCGGCGGCGACCAACCGUCAUACCCAUGUGAACGCAUGGCUGCGAAUCCGGACGAUGACAGCGUACGCGACGCCACCACCGACCGACGGUUCUCGGAAAGCAGAUGCCAGGAUAAAUUUUCGUGCAAUUAUAACCAUUACGCUCAGGAGCACUUUAUGGGUGCGUGAGCUUGGGGAAUAAGUGCUUUUCUACUCAGUCGGUUUUCCUUUAUAUGCAGCAAAGCGGUCGCAAGUGUCACACUCUGUUCAGUUUGUUAGUGUAGAUAAUAUGCUGCUCAGGUAGACUGGAAACAAGCGGACCGCGUCCAUCCAACUGCUCACGUACCUACCAGCGUUAUUAUUUCCGCUCGGGGCGGGUUGGUGCAUAAUGUGAUCACUUACCGGCUCUUCGGAGGGUGGUCUAGCAGGCUACAAGUUUUAGUGCGUCCGGUUGGUGGCUACAGUGCGAUCGCUGUUGUAGGGUUCACCCGGAAGUUUGGUGCCGCGAGAUAAUCGUCGACAACUUUUCCGACAAGUCAGCGGGUGACCAUCAGGCAGUGUACUAGUAAAAAAAUAAAAGAAAAAACAUUUGUGAAUUAGUGUGCAAUGUGAAGGGAGUGUAAUAAUGUCGACAGAAGACCCGCAGGAAGAGAACCACGUGGAAGAGUGCACUAGCGGCGACAUCGUCAUUGGCAGUGGCAAUGAUUGUCACGUCACUACCGGCAACGGCGAUGAAAUGCCUGCUGCGACGACGGAUGAGGCAGCAGAGGAAAUGUUCAGUGGCUGUAAAGAAGCCACACUCGUUAACAAUAACAACACUAUCAGCGUAGACUGCUGUGCAGCAGCUUCGAAGCUUUUCCCGCGGUGUGAAAAUGGUGAAACAAGUGAAGUUAAUUACGGCGUAAUUACAAGCAAUCCGAGACCAUCAACCUGCGGGAGCAUAGGCCCCGGCGACACCGGUGCUGGUGAGGACUCUAAUUUGCUGUCGCCGAACAACUCCCGGUCCAGCAUGAGUCAGUCCCAGACGCCGACGCAAUUGUCGCCGGUUCGCCGCAAGGCAGACUCGACCUGCUCCCUGGCGGAGCUGGACGAGAUAGGCGCCUUCUUCGACGAACAUGCGUCGGCCAUCGAGCGGUGGUUCCGGGAACGGGCUCCGGCCGAUGUCAUCGCUAAGCUGCAGUCAAUUACCGCCGAGAUGGCCAAAUCAGUCCGUUCUCCGCAUCGGGCGUCCGUCACGUCCGACCUGUUCCAGCAGUGGCUUGCUUCGUCACCCGUGAAGAAAUGCCGCUCACCCACCUCGCGCGGCUGUUCGGUUUCCAAUCGCAGCCGCCUGGCUGAACUGGACGAAGGUGAACUCUUCAUGGAGCUAAUUCGAGACGUGGCCAACGAGCUGGACAUUGACGUGCUGUGCCAUAAAAUUCUAGUCAACGUCAGCCUGCUCACCCAUGCUGACCGUGGCUCGCUGUUUCUAGUCAAAGGACCCCCGAACGGAAAAUAUCUGGUAGCGAAACUGUUCGACGUCACCCAGCACACGCCACUCGACGAAGCGGUCCGGCGCGCCAAGCAGGACGAGCUCAUCAUCCCGUUCGGGGUCGGCAUCGCUGGCACGGUGGCCGAGACGAACGAAACCAUCAACAUCAAGGAGGCUUAUAAGGACCCUCGCUUCAACAGCGAGAUCGAUCAGAAGACCGGCUACAAGACGAACAUCAUCCUGUCGAUGCCGAUUUGCAAUUACGAGGGACAGGUGAUUGGCGUGGCGCAGAUUAUCAACAAGACGAAUGGAUCGCCCGAAUUCACCGAGCGGGACGUGGAAAUAUUCCGCCGGUAUUUAACCUUCUGCGGAAUCGGUAUCCAGAAUGCUCAGCUGUUUGAAAUGUCCGUCCAGGAGUACCGCCGGAAUCAGAUCCUGCUGAAUCUGGCGCGAAACAUUUUCGCCGAACAGAACAACCUGGAGUGUUUGGUCACUAAAAUUAUGACCGAGGCUCGCGAGCUGCUCAAGUGCGAACGCUGUGCCGUGUUCCUGCUGGAUCUGGACUGUGGCGAAGCGAACCACCUCGAGCGGAUGUUGGACCGACCGGAGAAGUCUUAUCAAACGCUGUCCCGGCGAACGAGCCACAGCGUUGAUGUCGAGGACCUAAUCAAACAGCAGAAAUCCAACACUGCCCGCUUCACGAUGAUUUUUGAACUGGGCAGCAAUAGUCAGUCGGCGGCGAAUAUUUCACAUCCUUCUGUGAACGAUUUGAACAGUUCAACGUUGGCCCAGAUUGCGGAGUACGUUGCCAGUACCGGCGAAACGCUCAAUAUCAACGAUGUCAACGAGUGGCUCAAGGACAAACCGAUUUAUCAUCCCCAACAGCAGCAGCAGCCGCAGUCUGCAACUGCCUUGGGUGGCGCCGGCGAAGGUCAGCCUGGUUCGUCGGAUGAGCUGUGCGCCAGAACCAUCCUUUGUAUGCCGAUCGUCAACGGACAGCAAACUGUGAUUGGUGUCGCUCAAUUAAUUAAUAAGGAAAACAAUCUACAAUUUACUAGCUGUGAUAUUUCAAUAUUCGAAGCAUUCGCCAUCUUCUGCGGAUUGGGAAUCCACAACACACAGAUGUACGAGAGCGCCUGCAAGCUGAUGGCCAAGCAGAAGGUGGCCCUGGAGUGUUUAUCCUAUCACGCCACCGCACCGCCGGACCAGACACUGAAGCUAGUCAACGACACCAUUGCCUCGGCCGACGAGUACAAGCUGUACAGUUUCACGUUUAUCGAUUUCGGCCUGGAUGACGACGAUACCUGUCGGGCUGCGGUGCGAAUGUUCCUGCAGUGCAACCUGGUGCAACAGUUUCACAUUCCGUACGAUGUCCUGUGCCGAUGGAUCCUUAGUGUGCGGAAAAACUAUCGCCCGGUCAAGUACCACAACUGGCGCCACGCGUUGAACGUGGCACAAACCAUGUUUGCGAUGAUGAAGACCGGCAAGAUGGAACGCUUUAUGACCGAUUUGGAAAUUUUGGGACUGCUGGUGGCCUGUUUGUGCCACGACCUGGACCACAGAGGCACGAAUAAUGCCUUCCAGUCGAAAACCGAGAGCCCGCUGGCAAUUCUCUACACCACCAGCACCAUGGAGCACCACCAUUUCGACCAGUGCGUUAUGAUACUCAACUCGGAAGGGAACAAUAUAUUUCAGGCACUAUCCCCGGAGGACUUCCGCAAAGUGAUGAAGGUCGUGGAAUCGGCAAUCCUGUCCACGGAUCUAGCCAUGUACUUCAAAAAGCGCAACCAAUUUCUGGAGCUAGUCGAGGGCGGAGAGUUCGAUUGGCAGUGCGAGGAAAAGAAGGAAGUGCUCUGCGGAAUGAUGAUGACGGCAUGCGAUGUUAGUGCGAUUGCGAAACCCUGGGAGGUCCAGCACCGGAUGGCUAAGCUGGUGGCGGACGAGUUCUUCGACCAAGGCGAUCUGGAAAAAUUGCAACUCAAUCAGCAGCCUGUGGCGAUGAUGGAUCGUGAGCGCAAGGACGAACUACCCAAGAUGCAGGUCGGUUUCAUCGACGUCAUCUGUCUGCCACUGUACAAAGUCCUCUCGGAUGCCUUUCCCUGGAUACGGCCACUGUACGACGGUACCCAGGACAACCGGCAGCACUGGCAGGACCUGGCGGAAAAGGUGGAAAUGGGUCUAACUUGGAUCGAUCACGAUACGAUCGACAAACCGGUGGAGGAGUUUGCCUCUGGAAAGGAGGCGCUCGACGACAUCGAAUUCACCGUAACGACGCUACACUGUGCCACCCACCCGGAGGACAAGACUGACACCACCCCGAUACACGAGCGAAAGCCGCGCUUCAGCAGCCUCCGCAAGACCGGUGCCCUCGGAAAGGCCGUCCGCAACAAGCUAUCCAAAUCGGUGUACAACAGUCACAGUACCUUCGGUUCAACCGGAACGCCAGAUCGUCCCUCGUCCACCGUUACGAACUCUUCAUUCAGCUCAAAGUCGCAGGACGACGAAAAACAGCUGCCGGAGGAGCACAGUGAAGGAGAUGCCAAUCAUAACCACCAAACGCCUCCAGUUCUAAGUACGGUCAACAAUGGAACCGGUACCGCAACAUCAUCAACCGGCGAUUCACAGGUAGCCAAAGCAUCGUCCGCCAUCAAGCCGGUUAAAAAGCGCUCAAAACUGUGCACGCUUUUGUGACCGAAGCAUAACGACGGGGACUCCGAGAGCGGAGUAGCCGCCACUAGUAGGCAGGAAAACUCGGUCUAAGUCAUACAGUGGGUUUUAACCGUUAGCUGUGUUUUAAAGAUUACGCUAUUAGCUGUGUUGUUAGGGAAACAAAUGAAUCCGAACUAUGUGAAAUUGUUCUUCAUGAACCCAGAAACUGCUGUGCUGACUAGAGUUCCAAACAGCUGUGUGUAUGUAUGUUAUGAUGAAUUUUAGAUCGAACAGGACAACCUAGAUGUCAAUCAAAAGACCCGUUUUUGGUAAAAUGUAUUUUCUAUACACAUUUAAUAAGUGAACCCGCUGGCAGACUCUCAAACUCUCUGCUACACCUUGAAAUGCAAUACCUAGUUUGUAACGCAAAAUUUAACUAUAUGAUCGUCAAAACUGUACUCUGACAUGAAUGGGCAACAUAAUAUUCGCAAAAUCUUUGUAAGAUAAAAACAAUCUGUAAGGUGCUUUCUCUACUUAGUAGUAAUCUAGUUAAUUUAACCUAGCCCUGAUAGGUGAUAAGUUCAAUCGGUCCUAUUUCGAUCACUACUAUAUGAAUAGUACUAACCUACGAUAGUUAGUUGUGUAAUCCAUCCAUGAAGCACAUCCUGCUUCAUAUUAAUUCAAUGCACCUCGAAUCAAGUUGCUACCUGGCCUUUGGCAGGUGUAGAAAUAAUUUGUGUAGAUCACACAGCCCAAUCUUAAGCUAGUCAUUGAAACAUGUUCCAACUUAGGAGGUAAAUGUGCGAAAAAACUGAAUCCUCAGCGUUAUUGUAUGUGUGAGAAUUGUUAAUAAACUUUCAGUUACUGUUUGGUCCUGCUUGAAGAAAUUUCAAUAAAAAUGAAAUCCAAAUAUAA